AUGAGGGACACUAAAGGGGAAACAGUAACGAAUACGUUCAAAGUGGCAAUAGCAAAAAAUAAAAGCCCUUAUUUUAAACUCGACAACAGUGUAAUCCGGAUUAAUAAUAAAUUCGAUGUCGACGCCCCCACCCGGGUUCGCCAUCUGGUAGCUUUAAAGUUUAUAGUUUUUUUAUUUUUAAAAAUGUUGAUGCUGCUGGAGACUCCAGCAGGUUACGGUCUGUUUAAAGUAACGAACGAUAAGAUACUAGAAUGCAGUGCCGAUGAGGUUUCCAGGUAUUUUGAGGACUCCGAAACCGCUCGGUCAUCAGUGUGUCUCAGAUCAUUUAUGAAAUUCAAAAACAGUGAAGAUGCAGUCAACGAGGCUUCGUGCCUCAUGGAAUCGCGCCUGGGAAAGGGUCUGAAGAAAUUUUUAACCAAAAACAUAAUCAAGAAGGAGUUAACUGACGAACUGGCUAUCUGUGAUAAGCUGUUGGGCAUGGAAAUCCAGAAUAAGUUGGACAUAAAGGUGUGCUUUAACCCGACGACCUCUGAAAUAAUACGAGGUGUCCGUAUGCAGUUUCACGAGCUCGUGACCGGCCUCUCGGAGCAGGACACAAGGUCAAUGGCUCUGAGUUUAUCGCAUUCCCUGACACGAUUUAAGCUCAAGUUCAGCCCCGACAAGGUGGACGUGAUGAUUGUGCAGGCCAUAGGCCUCCUCGACGACCUCGACCGCGAGGUCAACAAGUUCGGAAUGAGGCUUAAGGAGUGGUACGGCUGGCACUUCCCAGAACUCGCCAAGAUCGUCCCCGACAACCUCAUGUACGCGAAGGUCGUGAAGAAGAUCGGAAUGCGAGAUAACGCAAAAAACUGCAGCCUCGGCGAGCUCCUGCCCGACGAGGCUGCCAGGGAGGUUGUGCAGGCCUCCGAGAUUUCCAUGGGGAGUGAGAUUUUCGAGGACGACCUCGAGUCUAUUUCCGAACUCGCCUCGCGCCUCGAGGAGCUCCUCGAGUACCGGGAGACGCUCGAGGAGUACCUCAAGUAUCGCAUGAGCGUGGUUGCUCCGAACCUGACGUACAUGGUGGGCGAGCUCAUCGGCGCCAGGCUCCUCUCUCACAGCGGCUCUUUGAUGAACCUGGCCAAGCACCCGGCCUCGACCGUGCAGAUCCUCGGCGCCGAGAAGGCUCUCUUCAGGGCCCUGAAGACUAAGUCGCACACUCCCAAGUACGGCAUUAUUUACCACGCCGGCCUCGUCGGCCAGUCCGCGCCGAAGCACAAGGGCAAGAUCUCCCGCAUACUCGCCGCCAAGCUCGCGCUCUGCGUGAGGGUCGACGCUCUGAAGGAGAACGACGGCCCGACGGUGGCCAUCGAGAAUAAGAAGUACGUGGAGAACAAGCUCGCUCAGCUGCUCUCUGAGGGCGAGGGUAAGCACAAGCUGGCCAGGCCUGGGUUACAGGAGCCCUCCAAGAGAAAGAAGGUGAACUAA
Messenger RNA from Theileria orientalis strain Shintoku, 1464 nucleotides. RefSeq names its product nucleolar protein Nop5. The coding region runs from base 1 to 1464 and encodes 487 amino acids. The transcript is spliced from 4 exons. The record is from RefSeq and is a predicted model, not a curated record. Lineage: Eukaryota; Apicomplexa; Aconoidasida; Piroplasmida; Theileriidae. Gene Ontology annotation, molecular function: snoRNA binding. Gene Ontology annotation, cellular component: small-subunit processome; box C/D methylation guide snoRNP complex.